This is a messenger RNA of Danio rerio (zebrafish), 5069 nucleotides long. The record is from RefSeq and is a predicted model, not a curated record. Lineage: Eukaryota; Metazoa; Chordata; Actinopteri; Cypriniformes; Danionidae.
AAUAUCAAGCAAAUUCACGACGCAGAGAGGCGCUAUUUAAUUAUUAUGAUGAGGCUGGUGCAUCUUUGUUAUUGUCACGUGUAAAAAUAGUGUCUAAAAUCUUAAUAUUUGAUAAACUAUUAUGAUUUACCUGUUACAUACUUGUGCUUUAGUGUUUACUACUCGCUAACUACAGACACAUUACAAAGAUAACGAAUGUUUUGGUUUUUCGCCUGCAUAUUCCUUGCGCUCGCUCAUUGGUCCGUCCACUUUUUAGGUUGGCCAAUCGGCGUAUUGUUGCUAGGCCGUUUCGUCCUAACGAUUGGCUGGCCUUGUUGUCAAUCAAACUGGGAGCUUGUAUUGUGAGGCCCGAUGCGCGACCGUGCAGUAUUUACGGAGCGCUGCUGCUCUCGGUGUGCGUGGAAGAUACCUGGAAACUUUGUGUUGUGAAGAAUGAUCACCUUUUGUUUUGCGUAAAGUCGCGGUUUUGAAGAAGAGGAGACAUCAACCUGCGCGUCUUUUUCCAUUCAAAGGUGUGCUCUCUUCUCUUCUGAAGCUUCACCACGGCCCUCACCUGUGUGCUCCACUGUUUCUCCUGCGAGUCAUCCUGGGCUGAUCGGCGCUUCCUGCUGCGCCCCCGCACCGUCUCUCCCGCCACUGUCGCCAUGACCCGCUCCAAAACCUUUCAGGCCUAUCUGCCCCACUGCCAUCGCACAUACAGCUGCAUUCACUGCCGGGCGCACCUGGCCAACCACGACGAGCUCAUCUCAAAGUCUUUUCAAGGGAGUCAAGGCAGGGCCUACCUCUUCAACUCAGUGGUGAAUGUGGGCUGUGGUCCAGCAGAGGAGCGGGUCCUGCUGACGGGUCUGCACGCUGUGGCCGACAUCUACUGUGAGAACUGUAAAACCACUCUGGGCUGGAAAUAUGAGCAUGCCUUCGAAAGCAGUCAGAAGUACAAGGAGGGCAAAUUCAUCAUCGAGCUGGCCCACAUGAUCAAGGACAACGGCUGGGACUGAAGAGCCUGAGCUCCCCGUGGCCCAUAAUGCUGGAAAGAAGAUGAAUAAUUAGUUUCAUUAUCUGGCUGUAACUUCCUCCCUGGAAAUCGAUCUACCUGACACGCACCUCGAAACCUUGAGGAUGCAAGGUUCAUAGCAGCAGCAGCAGCAGAAUCGCAAACCCCCUCUAUUCCCGUGUAUAUGUAUGAAUACACGUGCGUGACUGAGCGAAUGUGUGCCGGCUAGACACCAAGUGUUUGUAUGGUGCAAGAUUUUUCCUAAUUGAUUUAAGGGAGCGCAAACUGACACAAAUCGAUGUUUGCUUUCCUUUGUUGGGUUGGCCAAGGUCACAGUUUUGUCCCACACUCAGGUUUAACUAAUGGCUGGAUCCAAUGGUAAAAGAAGGGUGAAUGAUGAACCCGUUUAAGCACGGCACCUUUGAACUCAUCUGUGUUUUAAAUGAGGGCCAGAUUUACUACACAGGGCGAAAUAGCGUGCUGCGCAAUCCCAUAAAAGUGCAAGAUUUAAAGAGCUAUUUUUUUUUAAAUGACAAAUGCAAUCUAUCAAGAACAAUUUCGAAGUGUUCACACUUGUAGUUUGGUUAUCUUGGUGUGUUUGGUCUGGACCAAAGAUGCAAAAAUAAUAGAUUUUAUUUUGGUUCACUUAUGCCGAGUUCAGACUACAUGAUUUUAGGCCCGAUUUUGACUCACUGACAGGUUUUGAGGAAUCGCCGACAAAUGCCUGAACUCACAGGCAAAUCAGUGCUUGUUCGUGUGAGUAACAGUCGCACAGUGUGAACUAUCAAAGACGUGAUCUGAGAGAAUCGCCGAAGAGUCGCCGACACCCGUGAGAUAUCUGGCAUGCUAAAUAUCUGGACCUGUUGGCGAUUCAAAAUCAUGCCGUGUGAAAUGUGUUCUGACUGAAAAUAACAUCCAAUGAGAGAGCAGCAUCCAGGCCAGCGGGAAGAUGGGGUAAUUGGUCUGCCGAAAUGUGUAUAUUCCAUACAAGCUGAAGCUGAUCAGUCAGUUCUUGUCACCUGACUCGCUGUGUUUGUGGCAUUCAUUCAACUGAGUGCGACUGGAAGGCGCGAUCAUGUUACCUCCACUGGAAAAAACGAACUUGCGUGAACUAGAAAAGACGGGAUAUGCGAACAGCAUAUCCUACAAUGCUGCCGUCAUUUGCAAUGACGUUGAUCUUCUUGUUGACAAAUGGGUUGCGGAUCCAUUCCUUGGCAGUUCGUGGGUUCUUUACUGGGCCUUUUACUCUUAGCAAAGAAACUUGCCAAAUAUGUCUGUUUCUUACUCAUUUUGCUGCUUGUGAGUUACAUUUGGGUGCUCAAGUGACUGAGAUGUAACUGAGAGAAUGCGGUUAUUUUUCUAAAUAAAAUACUUUUCAAAAUAAAAGAUCGUCUAGAUUUAGAUAAUAAAUAUACCAGAAAUAGGUAGUGAUUUCUUGUUCCGCUCGGUACCAAUUCAUCCACGGACCGGUACUGGUUCGUUGCCCGGUUGUUGAGGACCCGUGUACCAUGUGACCUUGCAUUGUUUCCAAAGUGACUUCUCACGUGUGUUUGUGAGACGUAGUUUGCGGACAGAGACAAAGUUGCCUGCGAUUCUUCCUAUUGUAAAGUCAUUGUAAAGUCCUAUUCUCAAUCUUGCAGUAUAAACACAGCAGCGGAGGAAUGCUACCCCAGAUAGUCAUGUAGUAUGAAAACGUUUGUGAUGUGACUACUUUGAAAAUCCUGCAGUCUGAACUCGGCAUUAAGGCUGGUUUAUAUUUUUGCAUCGAGUUUUCGGCGUGACCCAUGACCCAUGUAGCUGUGCAUUUAUAUUUCUGCAUGCUGUUUGCGUUACUCUGCAAUAACACUUCCGAAACGCUAUCUGGCAGUAGAUUUGUAUGUUCCUCUGUGUUGAGUUUCUUCGCUGGUGUUUUGUUUUAUUCUGAAUACUACCUUACUGUAGAAGUAGCUCAUUCAGAGGCGGGAGCCAGCGGGCGUGCAACAAUUUUAACCGUGAGGUAAACACAAAACAAAAGUUUCCAUCUGCAGCUCCUUCACGGGACUCCACACUUGUAAACACUCGCUCCAUUGGGUUUGUGGCUCUCAGCACCAUCCACACUCAUCACAGCUACCAAGCCGACCAAUCACAGAGCUUGCACUAUGCAUCAUUGUGACGUGUAGUUACAUGUUUGAGAGAUGCACAUUGGCGUCAAGCAUGGCAAGGGCUAUGCGACCGUGCAAAGGUUGCUCCGGAACAUAAGCAUGAAUGUAGUAUAAAUCAGCCGUUAGCGCUCACAAUCUCAGCCAUUAAGACUAAAUCUGUAGCUGUAGCAACACAAAAAAUAUUUCUUUUUAUGAAAUAUAUUUUUCAGCAGAGCUAAUUUAAUAUUCAUACAUGUGAUGGUUGAUGAAAUGUGAGCCAAAACAGUGCCAGAAAUAUCUCCGUCACACACAAAUGAAGAUUUGCGAUGAGGCAUUUACGACACAUAUAUUGAACUGUAAUGGGCAACAUUGUGACUAUGAUAAAAAAAGUAUGCUUAAAAAAUCAGUCAAAAAAAAAGAACUGCUCUAUUAGAGCAAUCCCACCAGCUUUCUUCAUCAAACCAAACCCGAUAAGUGUAAACACCCUGACGUCAACAUGUUACCACACAUCUUAUGUUUACGGCAUUCCUCAUCCUGCGAUCACAAAAAGCGCAAAAUAGGUUGACAUGCUUGUUUUCAUCCUCAAAUAAUGGCGCAAACACUAGCAAACUGUGUACCACAAACCUUAGUAAAUCAUGUUGCAUGAUUAAUUUAAAGGGCUAUACGUAGAAUUCAGAAAUAUUGUUAAUAUCGUUAGUGUCAUCACCGGUGGCCGUUAAAUGAACUGCAGCAGCAACUUGUUCUGGCUCUUUUACACUGAGCGGUUCAGUACAGUACGGUACGCAUUUAUUUACGUUUCCACUGUCAAAAGUAACCAAAUAAUGGGUGACACUUUAGGACACAAUUCAUGGUAAUUACAAACCAAUAAUAUGUCUUGGUUUGUUAAAUUUGUCUUGUAUCCAGGACCUGAUCAUCAUGAUAUGAAUAUGUUUGCGUUAGUAAAUAGGCAACAACACAUUUCAUUACACAAGCUGCUUAUACAUAAAUAUAUAACAAACUCUGAAAGAGAAACGCAAUAAGCUGCAAAAAUAACUCGCGCCUUUCCAUCACUGCGUGUCUUCACACUAUAGUUGUUUUGACAAUGUUUGUGCUGGCGCAAGCUGUUAGUAAAUCUGGCCCUGAAACGUAAGCGUCGUCCAUUUUGUUUUCCCUCUUUUCUUUAUUUCUCUGUCACUUGCAUGUUGUUUAUUUAUACGUCUAUUUAUUGAUCUGUUCAUUUCGACGUUUGUUUAGGGAUGUUACGCCUAUGGUAAACCGUAGCAACCACAGUGGUCUUACUUGUGACCUCGUAUAGCGGAAGUAGUAGCGUUUGAUAGAGGUUUGUGUGCACAUUUCCUCUCCAGAUUGUGAUCUGCCUCCUUUUGAAUGUGAUUAUGGAGUUAAUGAGGCAUUUAUAUGCCAUUUAUAGGGCACAGGUCGCGUACAUUAGCCAGAGCAAAGUCUUCAGCCCAAGAAAAGGGAACUGAGGCGUUUUACAGCCUGUGAUGUUCCCGCCAUCAAACCACAAAUCAAGUGGUAAACCAGACUCUUUUUUUUCGGGAUCGACAGCUAGUAAAUGUGGCCGCUGAAUGAGGUCAUCCAAGAGAGGCUCGUAAAUAAAAAGCCUUGAACAACCAAAGACUCUUUCAUCAACUAUAGGCUGACCAAACUGAGCUCGAGGUUCUGAUUUAGUCACGUCGUUGUGUUUCGUUUGGUUCAGUUGUAUUGUGACUUCAUUGGUUUAGGUGGUGUUGAUGUUAAUGUAUAUUGUCUUAUUUUAUUGAGUGUACAUUUAUGAUCAGUCAUCAUGUGUUGUUUUAGCACUCAAUCUGUGUAUUUAUCAUUCUGUGGGACCGCUUUUCCUAUUCCAAUGGUUUUUGUUUUGUUUUUUUUUGGGGGGGGGUUUAAAGAAAAAAGUUUGUGUGAGGAAUUUGGAAUCAGUAUUUCAUCUGAUAUCAAUAAAGCUCUCAUUUUACGAU